Syngnathoides biaculeatus (alligator pipefish) is the source of this 2193-nucleotide messenger RNA. Its product is annotated as high-affinity choline transporter 1-like. The record is from RefSeq and is a predicted model, not a curated record. Gene Ontology annotation, cellular component: plasma membrane. Gene Ontology annotation, molecular function: choline:sodium symporter activity. Bases 682 to 2193 code for a protein of 503 amino acids. Lineage: Eukaryota; Metazoa; Chordata; Actinopteri; Syngnathiformes; Syngnathidae. The transcript is spliced from 11 exons. Gene Ontology annotation, biological process: transmembrane transport; acetylcholine biosynthetic process; choline transport.
GAAAUACCCGACAACCUUUUGGAAUGACGUAAUCUGUGCACUUCUGGUUUUACAUGUAUUGCACGUUUGAGAUCUCUUGGAUCAAUAAAUUGAGGUCAGGGGACUAUGAUGGCCGCUGGACCCAGACCCUUAAAAAAAAGUGUUUUAAACUGUUGUUACUGAAGCGUAGACUUGGCCAUCAUUUUCUUAUUGGAAAGUCCAUGUGUGUCCCAUGUGGCCCUCUCAGACUGAUGAAUGUUAACUCAUUGAAAUAUUUUAUGACAAAUGAUGCAUUCAUCUUCUGAUCAGUUUUGACAAUAUUCCUGUGCCGUCGUAGCUCACACACAUCCACAACACCAGAGAUCCACCUCCAUGUUUCACAGUAAUAAUGGUGUACUUUUCGUUAUAAGCCAUGUUGACUGCUCAUCCAAUAUAUUCUUUAUGGUUCUGACCAUUGCGGCACAGUGGGGCAGCUGGAAAGCGUUGGCCUCACAGUUCUGAGGACUAGGGUUCAAUCCCAGUCCUGCCUGUGUAGAGUUUGCAUGUUCUCCCUGUGCCUGCAUGGGUUUUCUCCGGGCACUCCGGUUUCCUCCUACAUCCUAAAAACAUGCAUGUUCAGAGCAUACCCUGCCUCCUGCCAGAAGAUAACUGAGAUAGGGUCCAGCCCUCCAGUGACCCUUGUGAGGUUAAGCCGCUCAGAAAAUGGAUGGAUGGGUAACAGUGAACACAAAAUCCUCUGCGACAUUCACUGGGGGAGGCUUCAUUGUUGGACUGAGUGAGAUAGUGUACACUCCAAACUUGGGCCUGGCCUGGGCUGUCAUGCCAAUUACAACCACUUUGUCUUUUCUGAUAGGCGGAGUGUUCCUUGCCAAGCCAAUGAGAGACAGAAAGUUUGUGACAAUGAUGGACCCAUUUCGUGACAAAUAUGGGCCAGUAAUUAGUGGACUUUUUUCUGUUGCAGUGAUGAUGAAUGAUGUAGUCUGGGUCCCAGCAACUCUCAUUGGCUUGGACAAGAUAAUGUUCCUGUUAUACUGUGCAUCAAUGAGCGUGAUCCUGGAUUUGUCAUACACACACUGCGUUUGGAUUUCGGCUACAGUGGCCAUCGUCUACACAAUGCUGGGGGGGCUCGUUUCUGUCGCCUACACAGAUAUUGUUCAACUGACACUCGUUUUUUUGGGUCUGUGGCUAUGCGUCCCUUUCCUGAUGAUGAACCCCUACUCGGUGGAAAUUGCCACAACUGCUUUCAACUUCACCUACCAAGCCCCAUGGGUGAAUUCAGUUGACCCAGACACAAUAUGGAGGUGGAUGGAUCAAACAUUGUUGUUGAUGUUGGGAAACUUGGCCUGUCAAGACUACUACCAGAGGAUCCUAUCAGCAUCUUCCUCAGCCACGGCCAGGAUGGUCAGCUUCAUUGCAGCUCCCGUCUUCAUCAUCUUUGCAAUCCCACCUGUCUUGAUUGGAGCAGUCGCAGCAUCCACAGACUGGAAUAAGACGGGAUAUGGAUUACCAUCUCCGUUUGAACGCGGAGAGACCAGUCUGAUCAUGCCCAUUGCUUUGCAGUACCUUACCCCAAAUUACAUAUCCGUCAUUGGUAUUUCUGCAACAACUGCGGCUGUGAUGUCAACAGUUGACUCACUUCUAUUGUCAGCAGUCUCUCUCUUUAUGUCCAGCAUUUAUAAGGGUAUCUUAAGGACAAAGGCAUCCGAUAAAGAAGUAAAGUGGGUGAUCAGAAUCAUGAUGCUGGUGACAGGCCUCACUGGCACUUGCCUUGCCUUCCUCGAGCUCAUCUGUGUCCUCUUCUUUGACAUCUGCAACGGCUACGGCGCCGUCACAGGCGUUUUAAUCAGUGUUGUGUUGCGACUGCUGAGCGGUGAACCAUCUCUGGGAUUACCGGUAACCCUCCGGUUCCCAGGGUGUACACUUGAAAAUGGAGUGUAUGUGCAGCAUGCACCUGUUAAUACUUUAUGCAUGUUGUUCAAUUUUGUCUCAACUUUGUUGUUCUCCUACCUGGCUUCACUACUCUUCAAUAAAGGACUUAUUCCGGAGAGAUUUAACAUACUGAAGGUGAAACCUCAACAGUUGCCAGAGAUUCUUGUGCAUACGAGUAGUGAGACUGUCAAAAAAGACAACGACCAGACACGUGGAGCUCUGAGUGAAAAUGAAAUCAUGUUGGAGGAAUCAUGUAGUAAUAAUGAAACAAAUCAACUUGGCUAA